Messenger RNA from Aspergillus calidoustus, 1563 nucleotides. Lineage: Eukaryota; Fungi; Ascomycota; Eurotiomycetes; Eurotiales; Aspergillaceae. The record is from the annotation of a GenBank genome assembly.
AUGGGCAAACCACGGAUGAUUAUUUUAAUCCGCCAUGCUCAAUCCGAGGGAAACAAAAACCGCGAAAUCCACCAAACAAUCCCCGACCACAGGGUGAAGCUCACACCUGAUGGCCACCGUCAGGCCCUAGAAGCAGGUAUCAGAUUACGUGGACUCCUCCGACCAGACGACACGAUCCAUUUCUUCACAUCACCCUAUCGCCGAACCCGGGAGACAACCGAAGGUAUACUCCAGUCCCUCACCGCCGAUACACCUUCGCCCUCGCCCUUUCCAAGACACACCAUCAAGGUUUAUGAGGAGCCACGGUUGCGAGAGCAGGAUUUUGGCAACUUCCAACCAUGCUCUGCAGAGAUGGAGCGCAUGUGGCUUGAGAGGGCGGAUUAUGGGCACUUUUUCUAUCGGAUCCCAAACGGUGAAUCUGCUGCCGACGCAUAUGACCGAGUUAGUGGGUUCAACGAGUCGCUGUGGCGGUCGUUUGGGGAACAGGACUUUGCCAGCGUCUGUGUUCUUGUCACACAUGGUCUCAUGACGCGGGUCUUCCUUAUGAAAUGGUACCACUGGAGCGUGGAGUACUUCGAGGAUCUCCGCAACGUCAAUCACUGCGAGUUCGUCAUCAUGAAGCUCAACGAGGACAAUGGCAAGUACACACUUCAAAACCAACUUCGCACAUGGUCCGAGUUGAAGAAGGAAAAGGAGCUCGAACAUCACCGGGAGCGGACCGCUAGAGGUCUUGGGCCACCUCACCCAACACCUUCCGAGGCGCCUGUUCCGAUUCGGCGCAAAUGGGGUGGUUGUCCUGAUGGAUGUAACCAUGGAGUCCAUAAGAAAAGCUCACGGUCAUCCCGAGCACAUGGCGGAGACCAACCCCGAAACGAACCGGAUGCCCAGCACACACAGGCUCAAACGGACCAGGGAACGACCGCCCCUCCGGAAGAGAAAAACACAGUGAACAAGGGACAGACACUUAGGGCACCAGAACCAGCACUCGGCGAUCAUUCAAACGACGAAGUACCGUUGAAGUCGCUCCCACCAAACCCCCAAUAUCCCAAGGCCUGUCCGCCUAAUUUCGACUCCGAACAAGCCACCCAAUCAGACGCCACCCGUGAUACCUAUUCCUCACCAGAAAAGCCAACAAAACCGAACCCUAGACGUCCGGAUCUAGCCCAUUUCCAUCGCGACAGCGAAGACCACCUCCUUCAUCCACCACGCCUGAACUACGGGCUGAUUCACCUCGUCGGUCGAGACGGAGGGGGCACCCUAAGCGGCGCGAAUAGCGUUGCCGCGUCAGAAGACGAGCAUGAGCAUCACCACCAUAAUUAUAAUGAUUGUCACCAUCAGCACGAACAGCACGAACAGAAGCGUAGCGAAAACACGAGGGCUGGCAUCAAGCGCCAUAAGCCGCGUCCAUCGCAAGAUCUGGAUAACGACGGUGAUGACGAGGGUAGCGGGAGGCAGACUCCCAAGGUCCGUCGCACCCGUCAUCGUCAUGAUAGAGACGAAGAGAAAGACGACCUUGAACAAGCACGUAAAGAAGACCAGAGUAUUAGAGGGAGCGUUUACUGA